AUAGAUCUAUAUAUAUAAAUAAAGCAUAGUCUAUAAAAAGGAAAUCACAGAUGCAGAUCUAGAAAUCUAGAUUUAGAUCUCUAGAACCAGAUGUUAAAAACAACAAUUUAAAAGAACGAAAUAAAUUCAAUAUGCCAAACAUUUCUGCAAGAAAUCCUUGGGUUAUCGUUGAGUGUAGUACUACUUCAAGCAUUCGAAAUUGUUUAGGCCGGCUUCUUAGUAUCUCAGAACAACACCCUGCGUCGUUAUCCUCUGUGGUUGAUCAUGCUGUUGAGGAUAGUAGUACAUCAAAAUUUGUCAAACUACAGAAAGAGAUAAGCUUGAAAAAUAAACGUUUGGUUAAGACUAGAGGAACUAUUGAAGAUUAUAAUCAGGAAUUACAAUUGUUUGACAUUGUUCAUUUGAAUCAAACUGAAAAACAUUUUAUUGUUGUGAAGCAGCUUUGCUCUGACUUGGAUACAGUUUUAAAAAAUAUAGAAACUUUAAUAAAUUGUUUGCAAAAACCAUUUAUCAAUAACUUUAUCAAGAUGAAUGCCUCCUACCACAGGUUCGCUAAUGAAGUAUUUAUUCAGCUGGUUUUGAGUCUCAAUGAACUAAGUCUACAUACAGACAAUAUAACAUGGAUAUCAAACAAUAAUUUUGUGAUGUCGGAGUUGGAACCAUUAUUAGCAGAAAUCCAGAGCACCACAGCUACAAUUCAAACAUCAUUUCAUACAGUAUCACAGAUGAGAGAAGGGAUUGCACAUUUUUAUAAAUCUCAAAAGUAACUCAGCAAUGCAACAAAAAGUCAAGGAACAUUUUAUUUUGAAAAGGAGAAGCAUGAAUGUAUUUUUGUUUCAUGUAAAUAAUAAUAAAUCAUUAAAACUCC
Molecule: messenger RNA, 868 nt
Organism: Physella acuta
Lineage: Eukaryota; Metazoa; Mollusca; Gastropoda; Physidae
Biological process (GO): centrosome cycle; spindle assembly; microtubule nucleation
Cellular component (GO): mitotic spindle microtubule; centrosome; HAUS complex
Source: RefSeq, a predicted model, not a curated record